Molecule: messenger RNA, 1527 nt
Organism: Drosophila miranda
Lineage: Eukaryota; Metazoa; Arthropoda; Insecta; Diptera; Drosophilidae
Exons: 2
Coding region: 212-871 (219 amino acids)
Biological process (GO): regulation of transcription by RNA polymerase II
Cellular component (GO): nucleus; transcription regulator complex
Source: RefSeq, a predicted model, not a curated record
UAUAGCUGAAAGCGGAGCUGAAAGCAGAGCUGAUAGCUGAUUUAUAAGCUCUGAAAAAACAAACACACUGCACCGGUGCAAGUGCGCACAUUGCAGACUGAACUGAGCUGAAAGCUGAAAAAGCUUUCUAAAAUCAGCUCAGCUUAGUUUGAUCGAUCAAGCAUGUUUGUUUUUUCAGCAAGCUGAUUGCUGAUUUCAGUACUGAACGAAAAUGGACUGUGAAAUGUUAUUGAGUGAAAUUGCGGUGAACCCGGUCUUAUGGAACAAGCGUGAUAAAAAUUAUUCGAAUCGUUUGAUUUUCGAAAAAACCUGGCAGGCGAUCGCAAAUAAAUUGGGAAAACCAGCGGAGCAGUGCAAAAAAAAGUUUAAGUAUUUAAAAGACGAAUACCGCAAGGCCCAGCGAAAUGUGCCAAGACCCGCAUCAGGAGCAGCAGCAGCAGAGCCUCACGUUUCCAAAUUUAAAUAUUUUAAUUUAAUGCACUUUUUGAGGGAUGAUUUCGGUGGAGAAACCGACGGAAAUAUAGGAGGCACAUACAUCGAACUAAUGGACGACACAUCAAUGCCAUAUAGUGCUGAACUGUACGACACUGAAAUUGCCUUGACAAAAGAUGACAUCGAAAAGCCAGGACCGUCCAAACGACAUAACAAACGACAAAAAGACAUGGACAACGAACUAAUAGAAAUCGAACAUAAAAAAUUAAAACUCUUGGAAAUGGACAUUGAAAAUAAUACAAAUAACAAAGACUCAGACGAUUUAUUAUUUUUCAAAAGUUUAAUACCUUUGCUGCCGAGCUCCCUGUCAGCAAGCCAAAAACUACGGAUGAGGACAGACAUUCAAAAUGUCGUCCUCAAAUAUUUGGAGGAAGAUUAAUUUUAUUUAUUUUCAUAAUUUAUAUAUUUUGUUAGUCAUUUCUUUCUUUCUUUAUUUAUUAUUAUUUUUUAUUAUUUAUUUUUGUUAUUAUUUUUAUGUUACACACCUUACACACUUUUCAUACAUUAUACCUUCAUACAUAGUCUAAUUACACAUACAUACAUCUAAUUGCAUACAUACACAUAUACAUAUAUAUAUACAUACACAUAACGAAAAAUAAACAAUAAAAAUAAAAAAGCUUCCUUUACGAACCGCAAUGUAACAAAAAGUCUUUCUUUGGGUCCAAUUGGUUCUCGAAGGAAUGUCUGCUGCUUUUGAAUUCGCGAUUCAAUUUUAUUUAAAAUAUAGUCAAAGGUCUCCACCUGCAUUCUUGCGUAUUCGGCAAAUUUUAUUGGGAACGUUCGAAGCUGCUCAUACAUAUGGUGAAAUUCCCCAAGUACCGGGCGAUUCCGAAAAAUUUCGUGCACCCAAAUCUCUCUGCGUAUUUUCCUUUCAUUUAAUAGUUUUUUCAUUUGCACAUUUUCGCACAGCAACAAUUUACGCACGCGCGACGACAACAUUUUGGUAACGUUUAAAGAGAGAGAGAGUCUAUGGCUUUCAGCUUUCAGCAAUCAGAUCAGCCGACAAUGUACGCACCUGCAAGCUGAUUCUGCCUG